GUUCUUUCAAUGCCCUGUUGCAUGUGAACUUAAAUAAUUUUCAACUUUAACGUAAUUCCUUGGGAAAUCGAGCCAAGUUGAUUAUAUGUCUGGCUGUUUGGCUGUCUGUCUUCGAGGCGCCCUAGUGCUCUACAUGAAAAUUAUAUAGUUUUUUCGCAGACAAACUCUUUCGUAACCGUGCAAAUUGUGGCGCCCCAUAGUUGAUAUUUACAUGACAUAGACGACUUAAAUAAAUAGAGUCGAUACCCAUAUAUAUUCAUAUAUUUAAAAUGGAGCCAUCUCAAAAUUUCUGAUGUGUUUACUUUAAAAAUGAAUUACUGGGAAAAUGACUUCCUGGUCACAAGUUACUGGCAGAUGUCGAAGUUGGCGAGAUGUCGAUGUCGAUGGCGUUGGUCCAAGCGGAAAAUAAAAACGUGAAUCGUGGAAAGCGCAGAAGAAAUUUUAAAGCCAACUAUUUUUUGUGAUUUUUACGGUGGGAAACACAAGGCGCUGCGAGCAGUUGAAGUUGGAGUUGGCCGCAGGUCGUCCGCCAAAAACAAGUUGUUCGCUGAAGAUGAAGGUACAAGCCGCAAAAACAACAACAGCAAACACAAACAGACUCGAUGUGUGCGUGUGUGCGUGUUUGUUUUGAUGUUCGUUAGUGUCCAACCACGAAGAAGUUGCCGAUAAUGAUGUUUGGUUCGACGAAGCCGAUGAUGUGCGAGGGGCCGGUCGGGUCUGAAGACACUGAGCGGCGUAGUAUAAAGAGGGCCCGCCUGGCAUUUGCUUGGCAUUCAGUCGCUGGCUCCCCACUCGAAAGCAACUAAAUUUACCUUAUAAUUUAAUUUUACUUCUAUCCCCCACACACACACACACCACAAAACUCAUUUGCUAUGAACUCCUUCUCAGUGUUCUUAGUGUUUGCACUUGCUGCGCUGGCCGCUGCUGAGCCGCCAUCGGGCUACAAUUAUCCACGUGGAGGUGGCGGCGGAGGUGGUGGUUUCGGCGGCGGCUUUGGCGGCGGCUUCGGUGGCGGCUCCUCGUUCGGUGGUGGCGGCGGCGGUGGCGGCGGUGGAUUCCAGGCCGUCAGCGGUGGCUUCCAGACAUCCGAGGGACAGAAUGUUGAUCCACAGCUGCUGGAGCAGGUGCGUCAGAUUCUGUUGAACGAGGAGAGCAAAUUGGGCGGCGGUGGCGGCGGCGGCGGCGGCGGUGGUGGUGGCUACCCAAGUGGACCAUCCACUAGCUACGGACCUCCAUCGACCAGCUAUGGCGCGCCCGGCGGUGGCGGCGGCGGUCGUGUUGUUGGCAUCGAUCUUGAGGGCGUCCGACAGGCCAUCCAGGUGGCUCAGUUCGCACAGCAGAGCACGCAGGCUGGCGGCGGCGGCGGUGGCUAUCCCAGUGCCCCAUCUGGUUCAUAUGGUGCUCCAUCAAGGCCCAGCGGCAGCUACGGUGCGCCUUUCUAAGCUCAUUUCGCACUUAGAACAAAAUUUUUGCUGCCAAAAAUGAAGAACGACGGAAAGGACGACAUUAAUUGACUCAGCCGGACCUAACGACAUCAACAACAACAAAAACAACAACAAUAACAACAACAUUAACUGAAAUGAAAGCGGAAUUUAAGGAAGUAUGGGUUUAACAACAACCAAAACUUGGAACUUCGUGCGAGCCACACCCCAAGCCCCCCGCCCCCGAACGAAACAACAACUGAGCUAAAAACGUUGUUCGACACGUGAUGAGGCGUUUCAUUUAAUCAGCCUACAUCUUCCAAAACUAAAAUCCAAUUUCGAGCUACUCUCAAGCCCCAACUCCAUUAGAUCCCAGACUCAGUGACUGUAAUUACCUAUCUAAUCUCUUCUGUCUGCAACUCUAAAUGCAAUUUCGCCCCUCAACACUGGAGUUACGCCAAUUUUCGGCGGCGAAAUUCGUUUUUGUACAUAUUUUUUUCUCAACAAAAACCAACACACACACAAUCCCCAAAAACAAAACAAAACAAAACAAACAAAACAAAAAAACAGUGUUAUAACGCAUUAUUAGCUAGUAAGUGUUUUUAUUUUUAUGAAACAAACAAAGAAACAACAA
Messenger RNA from Drosophila hydei, 2055 nucleotides. RefSeq names its product putative glycine-rich cell wall structural protein 1. The coding region runs from base 873 to 1442 and encodes 189 amino acids. NCBI's taxonomy places the organism in Eukaryota, Metazoa, Arthropoda, Insecta, Diptera, Drosophilidae. The transcript has 3 exons. The record is from RefSeq and is a predicted model, not a curated record.